AUGGUAUGUUACAAUUAUAAUGACGCUGGUUACUGUACGGGAGAUGGAAUUGAGGUGGCGAAGUAUAAUUGGGAUGGGUUUUUUGGUGGGGCAGCUCUUGGGAGGGUGGGCGGAGCUGGUGCCCGGUGGAGGCUUUUUCGCUCCAAUGCUGUUGCUUUAGGGGAGCAAUACGUUGCAACGGCAAGACUUCAGCUUGGUGCAGAUUGGCGAGUCAUGAGAAACAUUGGCAUUCCCAUAGUUGCUGUCUUGAGUUCCUUGCUGGCUUUAGUAAUUGCCUCAUCUCAGAGAAAAAUCCCAAGCGACAUACUUGGUUCAAACGAAACAGCCUCAUUUUCUGCUUACCUAGUCGAAGACAUGGAUUUCUUGUGGAAACCUGGUCAAUCUGGUUAUCAACAUGUCUGGCCUGAAAUGAAAUUUGAAUGGCGUAUCAUUGUGGGGACACUAAUUGGAUCCCUAGGAGCAGCAUUUGGGAGCGUGGGCGGUGUGGGCGGCGGCGGCAUCUUUGUUCCAAUGUUAAUUCUCAUAAUUGGGUUUGAUCCAAAAUCAGCAACCGCUAUUUCAAAAUGUAUGAUCACGGGUGCAGCUGUCUCGACAGUUUACUUCAACCUGAAGCUGAAACAUCCUACGUUUGAUAUACCCUUAAUUGACUAUAAUUUGGUGAUGCUUAUGAUGCCAAUGAUCAUGCUGGGGAUUACCGUAGGAGUUAGUUUGAGUGUUGUGUUUGCGGAUUGGAUGAUCACUCUUCUUCUAAUCAUUAUGCACCUCAACCAAGGCAUUCUUCAAGGCGUUGACACGUGGAAAAAAGAAACCAUAAUAAAACAGGAGACCGCCAAGCUUUUGGAGUAUAUUGCAACGGCUAGCGAGGCAGCAGACUACAGCUCUCUUCCCACAGGGCCUGAAAGGGAGGACACCAGACAAACUCAGGUCUCGAUUCUUGGCAACAUUUAUUGGAAAGAGUUGGGACUUAUUUCCUUCGUCUGGCUCGCAUACUUUGUCCUGCAGAUUGUCAAGACACAUACAGACACAUGUUCAACCACGUUCUGGAUAGUAAAUUUCUUACAGAUACCAGCUUCUCUAGGAGUGCAUUUAUGCCAAGCAAUAGGCCUUCAUCAAGGAUGGAGAGUUGUUCCUUCGAAAGGAGAUCAAGGCACGAAUUGGUCAUUGCACCAUCUGAUUCUCUGUAGUUUCUGUGCUACGCUAGCUGGAAUCAUCGGUGGCCUUCUUGGUAUAGGUAGCGGAUUUGUCAUGGGUCCUAUGUUUCUGGAAUUUGGAAUUCCUCCUCAAGUGGCAAGUGCCUCAGCCAUGCUUGGAAUGACAUACUCCGCAUCUAUCUCAAUUGUACAAUAUUACCUCUUGAACCGUUUCCCUGUUCCUUACGCUGUGUAUCUUACGAUUGUGGCAACAGCCGCGGCAUACAUAGGGCAGCAUGUCAUUGACAGGCUGGUUACAAAAUUCGGAAGGGCGUCUCUGAUUAUCUUUGUUCUAGCCUUCACAAUAUUUGUUAGCGCAAUUGCAUUGGGUGGAGUUGGUGUGUCAGACGCGAUUCAAAAGAUUCAGCGUAAUGAAUACAUGGGAUUUGACGAUUUCUGCAAUUAGAGUCUCUGACCCCUGUAAUCUGGUUGCUUUUUCGAUCGUAUUCCUGCCAUUAAGGAUUUGUUUACCAGGUAAUACUGGGGUGAUGAGAUUAUGAAUGAUUUUGUAAAUUGUGAUUGGUCCAAGUACGAUAAAAAAAAUUGAAUAUUUUGACGUGUUUUGGGUGAUAU
Messenger RNA from Prosopis cineraria, 1763 nucleotides. Its product is annotated as sulfite exporter TauE/SafE family protein 3-like. Bases 1 to 1596 code for a protein of 531 amino acids. The record is from RefSeq and is a predicted model, not a curated record. Gene Ontology annotation, biological process: protein ubiquitination. The transcript is spliced from 13 exons. Gene Ontology annotation, cellular component: membrane; Cul4A-RING E3 ubiquitin ligase complex. NCBI's taxonomy places the organism in Eukaryota, Viridiplantae, Streptophyta, Magnoliopsida, Fabales, Fabaceae.